AUGGUAGCGGCUCUGUCGGGAGCGCCGCGCGGCUCUCAGGGGCCGCUCCGCGUGUCCUUUCGGGCUCUGCUGUGCUUCGCCUGCCUCCCUCUUCUGGUGCGGGAAUGCGGCGGACGGCCCAAGAGCGACGUCGUGGCCUUGACUGACGAGAAUUUUGACGAGAAGACGUCCGAAGGGGCCUGGUUCGUGGAAGUUUUCGCGCCAUGGUGCUCACACUGCCGCAAAGUCGAGGAGGUGUGGCAAGGCCUUGCCACAAGAUUAAAGAAAGAAGGUAUAAACGUUGGCAAGAUUGAUGGCACCAGGGAGAGUGGUCUCAUGAGUCGAUUUGAGGUGCAGGGGUUUCCAAUGUUCUUCCACUUGGCAAAUGGCGAGUGCCGAGAGUAUGAUGGGGACAGGAGUGAGGAAAUGUUCUAUGAGUUUGCAACAGAUGGAUGGAAAAAGGAAGCCCCCUGGCCUUUCUACAAAGCCCCAAACAGUCCGGUUGGCCGAAGGCUGGGCUCUGUGAAGAGGUGGUUUUCUGGUGUGCUGAUUCGCCUACGAGAAGUCUACCACUGGCUGCACACUGACAUGGGCCUGUCAGAGUUGUGCAUAUUGGUCGUCACUCUGAGCGUUCCUGUUGCCUUGGGGCUCAGCUGCAUUUGCGUUUUGGACUUUGUGAACACUCGCCGUUCCGCAGUCCCAGAUUUUGGCGCGGCCCGGCCCCAUACAGACUAA
This is a messenger RNA of Ostreobium quekettii, 714 nucleotides long. Lineage: Eukaryota; Viridiplantae; Chlorophyta; Ulvophyceae; Bryopsidales; Ostreobiaceae. The record is from the annotation of a GenBank genome assembly.